Gastrolobium bilobum is the source of this 1316-nucleotide messenger RNA. Its product is annotated as protein NDL2-like. The transcript has 11 exons. The record is from RefSeq and is a predicted model, not a curated record. Bases 66 to 1112 code for a protein of 348 amino acids. NCBI's taxonomy places the organism in Eukaryota, Viridiplantae, Streptophyta, Magnoliopsida, Fabales, Fabaceae.
AAUUCACGAUACUACUACACUACUCACUAUAAAACAAGAAGCAAUGGAAUGUGAACGUUAACGCAAUGGAGAGAGAAAUGACGGAUUCAGUGUCCGUGGACAUGGAAACCAUCUCUCCUCCGCCCAAGGAACAUCUUAUAAGAACUCGGCAUGGUUCUGUCUCUGUUGCUGUGUAUGGAGACCAGGACAAGCCAGCACUUAUCACUUAUCCUGAUUUGGCUUUAAAUUAUGUCUCCUGCUUUCAGGGCUUAUUAUUUUGUCCGGAAGUCUAUUCACUGCUGCUUCACAAUUUCUGCAUUUAUCAUAUUAGUCCCCCUGGGCACGAGUUGGGAGCUGCUGCAAUUGAUCCAGAUGACCCAAUUCUUUCGGUUGAUGACUUAGCUGAUCAAAUAGCUGAAGUUCUUAACUUUUUUAGUCUUAGUGCAGUCAUGUGUAUGGGAGUAACUGCUGGGGCUUACAUUCUCACCUUAUUUGCUAUGAAGUAUAGAGAACGUGUUCUUGGUUUGAUACUUGUAUCUCCUCUAUGUAAAGCACCAUCUUGGACUGAAUGGUUGUACAACAAGGUCAUGUCAAAUUUACUAUACUUUUAUGGCAUGUGUGGAGUGGUAAAAGAAGUAUUGCUAAAGCGAUACUUUUGCAAGGAAGUUCGAGGCAGUGGUCAUUUGCCAGAGUCGGAUAUAGUUCAAGCAUGCCAAAGGUCAUUGGAUGAGAGGCAGAGUUUGAAUGUGUGGCGAUUCCUUGAAGCUAUUAACGGGAGAUCUGACCUAAGUGAAGGGUUGAGAAAAUUACAGUGUCGCUCACUUAUUUUUGUUGGGGAUAUGUCUCCUUUUCAUUCUGAUGCUGUCCAUAUGACUUCUAAGUUAGAUAGACGAUUCAGUGCCUUGGUGGAGGUUCAAGCUUGUGGGUCAAUGAUAACAGAGGAGCAGCCUCAUGCUAUGUUAAUACCAAUGGAGUACUUUCUCAUGGGAUAUGGCUUGUAUAGACCAUCCAAGCUAAGUGUCAGCCCAAGAAGUCCCUUGAGUCCAUCUUGCAUUUCUCCCGAGCUCUAUUCACCUGAGAGUAUGGGUUUGAAAUUGAAACCAAUUAAAACAAGGGUUUCUGUGGAAAUGUAGAAGUUGAUGAAUAAGAGUUGGCCAUUUGCUGCUCUUUCUGUUGAACAAGUGUAUAAGUCUGUGUUUAGUUGGAAAUCUGAUGGAGGAGGGGAUGCCACAUCCUUGUAGAUAUGGAGACGACGAAAGAAGAAAUCAACAGAGGAAAGAAACGGGAAGAGUUAAGUUCAAAGCAGAUAUAGUCAUUCUUUCAUUUGUAAUCAUAGA